AUGAAGGUGAAGAAGCCCACUUCCAAGCGAAAGAGCACGAAAUUGCAAAAGGGCAUCCAAAAGAAAAUUGCUGCUCACAACCGUAAACAAAAAAAGCUUUCAAAGAAGAAUGUGACCUGGAAAUCACGCCAGCCCAAGGACCCGGGAAUUCCAAACUCGUUCCCUUUCAAAGCCCAGCUUCUUGAGGAGAUUGAGAUGAACCGUCAAAGAGAUGCCGAGGAACGAGAGCGCCGAAAAGAAGAGUUACGCCAACAAGCAAUUGCCCAAGGUGCGACUGCAGAGGAUUUGGUUACCAUCAACGAUCAGAUCGAUAUGGCUGCGAAUCAGAACCGAUUGAGUGCCCUUUUGGAGUCUGCUCAGCAGGCGGCUGCCGACUAUGAAAGUGAUGAUGAGGAAAUGGACCUGGAGGACGAACAAGAUGAAGAGCUCGGUGGUGUGUUUGAGGACAUUCAGAAGGACACUUCGCGCAAAGCAUUUGAAAAACAUUUCAAGCAGGUGGUUGACAGCUGCGAUGUGCUGAUCUAUGUUCUGGACGCUAGAAACCCCGAUGGUACGCGGUCAAAACACGUUGAGGAGACUAUUCUCGCUCAUCCGAACAAACGUUUGAUCUUUGCUCUCAACAAAAUUGAUUUGGUCCCGGAGGACGUUCUGAAGCGUUGGGUCGAGCAUUUGCAACGCUCGUUCCCCACUGUUCCUCUUGCCGCCAGUGCCCCCGCAGCUAACGCUCACACCUUCAACCAUGCUGGGUUUACUCGGGUCAAUACUGCCACCAGGUUGCUGGAAAGCUUGAAAAAGUAUGCUGCAGAGUCGUCUUUGAAACGCGCAGUGACUGUCGGUGUAAUCGGAUACCCGAACGUCGGCAAGUCGUCCGUCAUCAACGCCUUGCUUGCUCGCCAUGGUAAUAACAGCAGAGCUUGUCCCACCGGUGCUCAAGCCGGGAUCACUACUGAUGUGCGCAGAGUCAAGGUCGACAAUAAGCUGAACGUUAUGGACUGCCCCGGUAUUGUAUUCCCCUCUGCAUCUGGCAAGAAGCUCAGCCAGGUCGAGGAGCAUGCUCGUUUGAUUCUAUUGAAUGCUAUGCCUCCCAAGUAUAUGGAUGACUGCCGUCCUGCAGUGACCCGUCUGUUGAAGCGUUUGCAGAAGAACCCGCAACAGGCUGAGCUAUUUAUCAAGUACUACGAUCUUCCUCCUCUUGUCCAAACACCUUUUGAUGCAUUCGUUACAAACGUUCUUGUUCAUGUCGCCCGUAAAUUGGGUCGUCUCGGUAAAGGCGGUGUGCCUGACUUGGGCAGCGCUGCUCUGGCUAUUGUCACCGAUUGGCGUGAUGGCCGCGUGUCAGGAUGGGCCGAGCCUCCGGCAGACAAGCCUGCAGCCAGCGUUGAAGUAGUGUCUCAGUGGGCCCAGGAAUUCGAUUUAGAUGGCAUCCUGGGUGGUCUUCUUGAGGAAAAUAAUUAA
Wickerhamiella sorbophila is the source of this 1455-nucleotide messenger RNA. Its product is annotated as Nuclear GTP-binding protein NUG1. NCBI's taxonomy places the organism in Eukaryota, Fungi, Ascomycota, Dipodascomycetes, Dipodascales, Trichomonascaceae. Gene Ontology annotation, cellular component: nucleolus. The coding region runs from base 1 to 1455 and encodes 484 amino acids. Gene Ontology annotation, molecular function: GTP binding. The record is from RefSeq and is a predicted model, not a curated record. The transcript has a single exon.